Molecule: messenger RNA, 2325 nt
Organism: Pomacea canaliculata
Lineage: Eukaryota; Metazoa; Mollusca; Gastropoda; Architaenioglossa; Ampullariidae
Product: acid phosphatase type 7-like
Exons: 2
Coding region: 258-1820 (520 amino acids)
Molecular function (GO): acid phosphatase activity; metal ion binding
Source: RefSeq, a predicted model, not a curated record
UAACCGAAAGUAUCGAACCCGCGGCAGAGCAUGUUGGUUGUUCGUAGAGACAGCAUCGAAGUCAGAUUGGACUUGGAAUUAUGGAAUUUCAAAGGAAAGCUUUUCUGUCUACCACGAUGCAGGCAAAGAUAUCAUUAGGCACGCAUUAUGUCCAUCCGCGUUGAACGACUAGUUAUCCGGAAAUGUAAAAAAGGACUGACGCCGUCAUUGAGGAAGAACUUAAUUAUCUGUCUUUCCUGCAGCUGAUUUGUUACAGAAUGCUACAUUUGUUGUUUCUGUUAGUUGUUUUUCUGAUCAAUAAUAUCAAGACAUCGCAAACACUUAAUGCUGCUAUUUUAAAGCAAAAGGUUUCGGCUGCGUUGCAGCCAGAAAAUAUUCAUAUUGCUCUGGGGGAUACAUCUCAAGAUAUUGUCGUGAUGUGGGCAUCGGGAAGAGAAGAAGAUUAUUUUGUUGAAUAUGCGGAAGAUGUUAAUAACAUGCAAAGAGUUAACAGUGAAAUGGCUGUUCUUGAAGAAUCCAGUAAAAGGUGCCUGAAAUAUCUGUAUCGAGCACACCUUUCCAAUCUCCGACCAGGUGUGAAGUAUUUAUACCGCAUUGUUGGAAAGUCUGGAUUUAACUCCAACCCAUUCGCGUUCACUGUCCCUAAAACAAGAAAAGGUAUUGUUCACACAUUCAUGGUUUUAGCUGAUAUGGGUCUGAGCUCUAAAAGCCUUCCUAUGCUUGCUUAUGAAGCAGCAACUGGGAUAUAUGAAGCUGUAUUUCACUUGGGAGAUAUAGCCUAUGAUCUACAUCACGAUGAAGGAAAUAUUGGUGACCUUUUCCAGAAGAAAGUGGCACAGUUUUCAUCUACAAUUCCUUAUAUGACAGUACCUGGUGAUCAUGAAAGGUUUCUUAAUUUUGCCCACUAUAGGUACAGGUUUUCCAUGCCAAACACCCGCUGGCCAAUGCCACCAGAUCAGUUGUGGUACAGCUUGGGUGUUGGCCCAAUAUACUUCAUCACUCUGAACACAGAGGUAUUUUACUCUGUCCCUGAUCAGCUUGACAAACACAUGACCUGGCUUCGGGAUGAGUUCUGGAAGGUCAACAGAAAUCGCGAGCAGCAUCCCUGGUUGAUUGUGCUAGGACACAAGCCCCUGUACAGUUCAGCUGUUGAUGGUGAUGAAGAGGAUACAGAAAGAGACUGUUCUAGUGAGGCCACCUGCAACAUCAGAUCCAAGCUUGAAGAUUUCUUUUAUGAGCAAGGUGUGGACUUGUAUAUCUGUGGUCACCGACAUAACUAUGAACGUACAUGGCCCACGUACAGGAUGAAGAGUUUUCAACAGAAUUACAAGAACCCUAAAGCCCCAAUUUACAUCACCAUUGGAGCAAUGGGGCAUGAAUAUGUCACAGACAGCAUUGUGAAGCAGGCAGUGUGGUCUGCUUUCAGCACAGAUUCUCAGAAAGAGUUAUAUGGCAAACUGGAGGUUCUCAACGCAACGCACCUCAUGUGGGAUGUAUAUGCAGCAAGCAACAAUGAAAAAGUGGACUCGGUUCUUAUUGUGCAAUGGAGUCAUGGAACAUUUGGCAAGCCUGGAGAAGAUGCCUAUGAGAAAAUGAUGCAUCUAAAGCACCUUCCACCAGCCCCACUGGGUUGGCAUCCUCAGUCAAAACCACAAGAGAGCCAGGGCUGGGUGUACGAUGCACUCUUUUCCCUUCCGCCAUCAGUACGUAAAGUGUAUCUGGGAACAGUGUGCUUAACUUUGCUGACCAUCAUCUGCUGUUUAUUGGCAAUGCCUUGUUUUCGAAAACGGAUCUGUAGGAAAUAUUCAUUAUUGGUAUGAAAAGAGUGAUAGCAAUAUUCAAACAGUGCUUCUCACAUAUUGUUGAAGAAUGGCUGAAUUUUAUAAUCUCUAUUUUUUUCAUUUUUCUUUACCGUGGUGUUAUCUCUGUUCAUUGCUUUAAAAUGAACAGGACUGCAUUCAACAAUGACAGUUGUGAGGAGGCAUGAGUGUAUGUGUUCUCUGCUAAAUAUGUAACAGCUAGCAAGUGAUAAAUGAAGAUACUUAUCGAGAAUUGAAGACUGAGUACCUGUGAAUACUUUUUCAGAAAAAAGGAACAGAACUGAAUAUAUGUUCAUAAAAACAAAUAAUGUUUCAUAUUUUAUUAUUAUUUUUACCUAUAUUUGAGUUGGUUGUGUAACAGGUUGCCAUAAAGGAUUUUUACAUUUUUAUAUCAUUCCACACCAUAUAAUGUUUUGUUAUGUGUAUUUUAUUUAGUGUAGUUGUAAGUUGAGUUAGAAAAUGAUUCUUUGUGAAAAAUGGGAAUAAAAUUAUGCCCUAAAAUCUG